Molecule: messenger RNA, 853 nt
Organism: Schistosoma curassoni
Lineage: Eukaryota; Metazoa; Platyhelminthes; Trematoda; Strigeidida; Schistosomatidae
Source: the annotation of a GenBank genome assembly
CAGCGAUUAAUUUGUUUCUGAUCUGUGUUUUACCUUGUUCCAGAAUUCAGUAACAGCAAAGAAUGAUAAAUUCAUGGAUAAGUUUUCCAAUGAUUACGUUCAUAUAAAUGAGCAUUUUUCAGUUCCAUUUGAUGGCAUAGAAUUGUCUAAUGAUAAUAAUAAUAAUAAUCCAAUUCAUUAUAUAAACUAUGGAAUUGAAACAUUUACAUCGCCCACGUGCUUUGCUUAUACCAUGCAUUUGUUUACUUUGAUCACUGCAAUUCUUGACCAACCAAUAAUUUAUCCUAGAGAUUUUGUUGAAAUUUAUCCCAAGUUAAAACUGUUGGAUAUUUCCACUCGUGAUAUUUCUCAAUCAGAUCGUUGCCAAGCAAUUUGCAUACUAAAGCGUAACAUCAUGUCUUUGGGUUCAAGAUUUAAUUUAUAUCUGACGCCAGAAAAGCAUGCGUUGUAUAACUUGAAAUAUUUAUUUGAUCAUUUUCAGAACAAUUUAUUAACAAACAUAUACCAACAUGAUAUUGUCGGGUUUGUAUAGUUGUUUUGUUUUUCUUCAAAUAAAAUACAAUGUGGACUUCUUUUGAAUGACUGGUCAUAACAACAAUUUGAUUAUGGAUUGAUUGAUUAUGAAUAUGAUGAUUAUCUCAUUUUAUCUCAAUAUAUUUUGCACUUGUUAAAAUGCAUUAAAUAACGCAGAUAAUUAGUGACACUGUGUGUGUGUGUUCUAACAUGUAAAUUAUAAGAGCAAUUAAUGUGCAUAAAAAUAGUUUUAUCUAAUUAAAAAGUACAUAAUAUUUAUACUUAACAAAUCAAUAAUUAAGACUUGUGUUUACUCUGUAAAUAUAAGUACACAUAGUUA